Messenger RNA from Blepharisma stoltei, 372 nucleotides. The record is from the annotation of a GenBank genome assembly. NCBI's taxonomy places the organism in Eukaryota, Ciliophora, Heterotrichea, Heterotrichida, Blepharismidae.
AUGAGAGGGUGGCCUGAGAUGGAGAAUCUUUUAAACGCUUUUGCGCCAGAACUUGAAGCAGGUAUAAAAGAAUUUCAAACAUCAUGCAGAGAUUUAUUUGAAGAAAUGAAAGCGAAUGUAGACCUCCUAAACGAAUCCAUGGUAGAGCUAAGGGAUAAAUUGCAAGAAUAUAUCGACAGAAAAAGGACUGAACUUUCAGCUGAAGAUUUAUCUCGUUAUUCAGCUCAGCUAGACCUCUAUACCCAAAUCUGCGACAGCCUUGCUAAUGGUCAAAAAGACCAAGCCACGGAACUUAUAGAAAGAUUAUCUGACCAUGGAGAUCUCCCCAGCCAAUUAAUACCUCCACCGUCAGAAGUUUGCACAAUUAUGUAG